UUCUCUGUUCGGGGAAAGUAAAACACAUUAAAACAUUAAUUGAAUCAGGCAGGCUGCCAAGACAAAGAAUACUUGAUGAGAUGUGUCAGAUUUUUGGGAGGAAAUCCAAAGCGAUUAUCGUCACAUGCAAGGCAAUUUGUGAAUAUAUCAAAUCAAAACAUGUCGCUAUUGCAUAUGUUUGGGCUGCGUAUACAAUUGAAAACCCGCAAAGAAUAACUUUUGUAAUAACUGUGAAGCACAAAUCAGAAGGUAACAAAAGUAAAGAGUCUGUACGUUUAGAGAAAUUGAUCCAAUAUUCAUUUGUCAAACAAUACGCUGACGAUUUUAGCUUAGAAGGCUCUGAGGUAAUUAAGCAACAGGCUUCACGUGCUGCGAAAUUAAAUGAAGAAUCCUAUGAAAAUCUUCAGACCUGCAUUUCAAAACACUCUGAAGAUUUGAUGAAGAAGCACAAGUAUCUGUCGAUUAUAUCUGCAUGUCCAAAUAGAUCAAGAGGAUUUGGCGCUUCCUGGAAUUUGCUGCCUGAAAAUUGUAUUGUCCUUUACGUCCAGAAAAAGAAUUACAUUCCAAUUGAUGAAGAACCAUUUAAAACAAAUUAUGACAGUAUUCCAGUUGAUGUUAGAGAAGGUGCCUUUAUUCCAUUCGGACGUACUGCCAAAGACCUGCUUGAUCCUGUUAAAAUGGGAAGUCAAAUAGGUGGAGAUAUUCUUGAAGGAACUCUUGGGUUUUUCAUAGAUCAUCCUCAAUUUGGAAUCUGUGGACUGACAUGUGCACAUGUUCUUUUAACACGUUGGGAGAUGACUCAACUGAAAAUAAAUCAUAGCGGUACGUUGAAAUGGCCAUUACAUAGAAUGUGCAAAAAUGUAUAUCAGCCUGCUGACAAACGAUCUGUAUUAGGACACACUGUUCAAGUUAUUUACAAAAAAGGUUCAGACGAAAAUUAUGGAAUGGAUGUAGCUUUGUUCAAAAUCACGGACAGGCAUCCCAAAUCUCCAAGUUUUCCCGAUGAGACAGGAUCAAAUGUUGCUACAAGUAUUAAAUACGACAGUUGGCGGAUGUGUAGCAUCGACAGACUGAAUAAGAAGGAGGAUAAUCAUGUCAUAAAAUUUGGAUCAAAAACCGAAUUACGUCAUGGAAUAAUAAAAUUUGAUACUACCUCAGUAAAAUCGUUGGAUGCAUCCCCACUUGUUCAUGGAUAUGCCCCGAUACAACUGUUUAAGCAAAUUGAAGUUAAAGCUCGUGAAAAUGGCAUUCCUUUUGCUGAAAAUGGCGAUUCAGGUGCGCCUGUGUUCGUUGUUGAGAAAAAUUCACAAAAUAAAUGUAUAGGGAUUGUAGAGGGAGGUACAUCAUACGGGACAGUAGUCGUCACACCUAUCGUCCCUAUUUUAGCAGAGCUUGAUGUACCUUGCUUAAAAAGUUUUGACACUGAAAGAGAAUUUUCAAAUUUCCAAAAUAAAAUAGAAAAUUUAGAAACACGUGUACAAACAUUUGGUAGUGACAUUCACAGCAUAACCAAUAAUAUGCAAACCGUUAACCAUGAAAUUCAGAAUAUUAAUAGAAGUUUGCAGGCUGUUGAUUUACCAAACAUGAGCGGCGAUAUUCAGAUGAUGAAACAACUUCUGUUGAAUCUUACUCAAAAAUUUAACUCAUCAUCGGCAAACUCGCAAAAUGAUCAACAUGGUCAAAAUUGAAUUAUAAGGAUAAUGAAAAAAAAAAACAAUAAAAAACAAAGCAUCGUUAAGGAGAUGAAAGCAUAAGUGUUUAAAAAUCGAUUUAAGAAUCGUAUUUGUCAAAGAUAAAGUUGGAAAAUGCUUAAUAGGUUCAAAGUUUGCUUAAAGAAAUCGCAAUCACUUAGAUUUCGUUUCUCGUCAUUUCCGAGAUCUUUAUUUUGAUAAGGAUUAUGAGACAUUCUAAAUUGGAAUUGACUUUCUAAAACAUUUGUGUUUUCCUUAAGAUUGUUUCACAUUAAAUUGUUGUCUCAGUGAAAACAAGCUAUUUAU
Ruditapes philippinarum (Manila clam) is the source of this 1997-nucleotide messenger RNA. RefSeq lists its product as uncharacterized. Lineage: Eukaryota; Metazoa; Mollusca; Bivalvia; Venerida; Veneridae. The record is from RefSeq and is a predicted model, not a curated record. The coding region runs from base 81 to 1688 and encodes 535 amino acids. The transcript has 2 exons.